Messenger RNA from Henningerozyma blattae CBS 6284, 723 nucleotides. RefSeq names its product Atg27p (gene ATG27). The transcript has a single exon. NCBI's taxonomy places the organism in Eukaryota, Fungi, Ascomycota, Saccharomycetes, Saccharomycetales, Saccharomycetaceae. The record is from RefSeq and is a predicted model, not a curated record. The coding region runs from base 1 to 723 and encodes 240 amino acids.
AUGGUCUCUAGAAACUUACUUUUAUCCCUUUUUGCAUCCACUGCCUUUGCACUAGAUUGUUCGUCUCAUGAACUUCUAUCCAAAUUUCGCAUCUCGAAUAGUAAGUCUCUAAUUGAGAAAACUUCUGUUUGGCAAACUCCUCCUUCUCUAACUUUUGAGAAUUGGUUUAUUGAUAUUUGCCAAACUUCUAAUAAUACUCGUUGUAAUGAUGAUGAUUAUUUAUGUAGUACUACUGAAGUGCAAGUACAAACACCAGCUUCACAAGAAUCAAAACUUCUUACUCAAAUGAUUCACUUCAAUGAUAAGUUGGAUACUGAUGUCGAUAUAUUUCAACAUCACAACGAAAAGGGGUUCCAGUUUGUUCUUUAUAACAAUGUUUGGGGUGAUAAAACUUUCGAUACAAAAUUAUUAUAUCAUUGUAGUAAAAAUAAAGAAACAGAUGAACUAGUAUUUUUCAGGUGGUUGCAUGACCAAUUGAUAAUAAAGAUAGAUGGACCUUCAGGCUGUUUGAUCGAUGAAAACGAUUCUCUAUUUGAUAAAAAGUGCUUAGGUUGGGAAUACUUCAAAAUAUCGAUGAUCAGUUCCAUGAUUAUCAUGUUAGGUCUUGUUGGUUUGAUUAAAUACCUUCAUUCAUUAGGGUAUCUACAACAACAACAACAACAACAACAACAACAAGAUCAAGAACAACUACAAUUGGAUGAAGAAAAGGGGUUGUUAGAGUAG